UGUCAUGGCAGAUCUAUCCCUUUCUCAGGAAUCCAUCUGUCCUCAACAAAAAAUGACCAUGUUGAACCAUGGGACCCGAGUGCUGAGAUCCAUAUCUUAAUAUCAAUUCCCGACUAGCUCGCAAGCGGAAUGGAGUAUCGUGAUUUUUUUCGCACUCCGGAUUCUCGAUCUUUGCUCCGUGUCCGGCAAUCUCGGUUCAAAGAAUUCCAAGUGUUCAGAUCUCGCGCCAUUCAACGCCGGAAGUUAGCUCAGAAACAGUAUGAGGAAUCGGCGCGGGAUUCGGAGUCGUUCCACGAUGAUAAGUCCCAUCUCUUGCUCCAAGAUGUGGAACAGAAUGGUGGAUCGCUGGAGAAUGGGUUGGCCCAUGCAUCUCCACCCGGUUAUGUGGGACAAACUGAAGGCUUGCAAUAUCAAUUCAGUCGUAUAGAAGGGAAAUUGGAGCGGUUGGAGGGUCUGUACAAGGCUCGGGUGUCCAGGCCCACGUUUGAUGAGGAUAACGAUGGGAUGGAGGAGCAAGAAAUCGCCUUACUCACCAAAGAUGUCUCCCAGAGCAUUAGUCAGUGUCAUCAACAAGUCAAGGCAGUCCAACGCUCUACUGCUCACUGCCAUGGAUUAGAGUCCGUCAUUGUGCACAAUCUAGUCCAAACCCUGUCCACUCAGUUGCAAGAUCUUGUAUCCGCAUAUCGACUCAGUCAAGACAAAUAUGCCAAGAAGAUUGAUGCCCGAGAGGCCAAGUCGAAAGAGUACUUUGUCGAUUUUAAUGAAGAGGUCAACACGGAUAGCUUUUCCGAGAUUCCCCUCAACAAUCCCAUGGAACAAAGAAUGAAUAUGCAAGAGCUCAUUGAUUUGGAGGAGAAUACGCGGUUCGUACAGGAAAGAGAGAAGGACAUUCACGGCGUGGUUCAAAGCAUUGUUGAACUCAAUACGAUUUUCAAGGACCUAGCGUUUAUGGUUGCCGAGCAGGGAACCAUUUUGGACCGCAUCGAUCAGAAUAUUGACCACACCCAUGUUAAGGUUGCUCAAGGCUUAGACGAGUUAAGAAAAGCUGAGAAGCAUCAGAGUAAGAACCGAAAGAUGAAGUGCAUACUAAUUCUAGCUGUGAUUGUUAUAUUUUUGUUUCUCAUCCUGCUCAUCAAAAUAUCAUCCUGAUCGAAUGGAUUUAAACACAACUACUUAAGUUCUCUAAUAAAAUGAACAAAAGCUCUUGAACAA
Messenger RNA from Tigriopus californicus, 1212 nucleotides. It is a transcript of the gene Syx16, whose product is annotated as syntaxin-16-like. The transcript is spliced from 4 exons. The coding region runs from base 130 to 1149 and encodes 339 amino acids. Lineage: Eukaryota; Metazoa; Arthropoda; Copepoda; Harpacticoida; Harpacticidae. Gene Ontology annotation, cellular component: SNARE complex; membrane; endomembrane system. Gene Ontology annotation, molecular function: SNAP receptor activity; SNARE binding. The record is from RefSeq and is a predicted model, not a curated record. Gene Ontology annotation, biological process: intracellular protein transport; vesicle fusion; vesicle-mediated transport.